AAAAGGAAAAUAUAAAUAAAUAUUUACGUAGGAUAUUUAAAUAGAAAGUGAAACACAUCCGACAUCAGAAUAGGACUAGUUGAUGAGAGUUACCUCGGAAACAAGACAGAGUAAGGAAAGUACAAUUCAUUUGAGGUAUUUUUCAAUUCAAAUUAAAUGUAACCAAAUCUAGUAUGAAUUGGCGCUCACAACGUAUAUGGAUAGAACUUAUAACGGGAUCUCGAAAAAUAAGUAAUUUCUCUUGGGCCUUUAUCCUUUUUUUAGGUUCAUUAGGAUUCGUAUUGGUUGGAAUUUCCAGCUAUCUUGGUAGGAAUUUGCUAUCUUUAUUUCCCACCCAGCAAAUUCUUUUUUUUCCACAAGGAAUUGUGAUGUCUUUCUAUGGGAUUGCGGGCCUCUUUAUUAGCUCUUAUUUGUGGUGUACAAUUUCGUGGAAUGUAGGUAGUGGUUAUGAUCUUUUCGAUAAAAAAGAAGGAAUAGUAUGUAUUUUUCGUUGGGGAUUCCCUGGAAAAAAUCGUCGCAUCCUUUUCCGAUAUCUUAUAAAGGAUAUCCAAUCUAUUAGAAUAGAACUUAAAGAGGGUAUUUCUACUCGUCGUGUUCUUUAUCUGGAAAUUAGAGGCCAGGGAGCCAUUCCUUUGACGCGUACUGAUGAAAAUAUGACUCCACGAGAAAUUGAACAAAAAGCUGCUGAAUUGGCCUCUUUUUUGCGUGUACCAAUUGAAGUCAUGCAAACUAUAAAUACCUUUUCUUGGAUAAAAGAACAGAUUACUCGAUCCAUUUGCAUAUCGCUCGUGUUAUAUAUAAUAACUCGAUCCUCCAUUUCGAAUGCAUAUCCCAUUUUCGCACAGCAAGGUUAUGAAAAUCCACGAGAAGCAACUGGACGUAUUGUAUGUGCCAAUUGCCAUUUAGCUAAUAAGCCCGUGGAUAUUGAAGUUCCACAAGCGGUCCUUCCAGAUACUGUAUUUGAAGCGGUUGUUCGAAUUCCUUAUGAUAUGCAAUUAAAACAAGUUCUUGCUAACGGCAAAAAGGGGGGGUUGAAUGUGGGGGCUGUUCUUAUUUUACCUGAGGGAUUUGAAUUAGCCCCACCCAAUCGUAUUUCUCCAGAGAUGAAAGAAAAGAUAGGCAAUCUUUCUUUUCAGAGCUAUCGCCCCAAUAAACAAAAUAUUCCUGUAAUAGGUCUCGUUCCUGGGAAAAAAUAUAGUGAAAUUACCUUUCCUAUUCUUUCCCCGGAUCCUGCCACUAAGAAAGAUGUUCACUUCUUAAAAUAUCCCAUAUAUGUAGGUGGUAACAGAGGAAGGGGCCAGAUUUAUCCUGACGGAAGCAAGAGUAAUAAUACAGUUUAUAAUGCCACAGCAGCAGGUAUAGUAAAGAAAAUUGUACGAAAAGAAAAGGGCGGAUACGAAAUAAGCAUAGCGGAUGCCUCGGAUGGACGUGAAGUGGUUGAUAUUAUCCCUCCAGGACCAGAGCUUCUUGUUUCAGAGGGUGAAUCUAUCAAACUUGAUCAACCAUUAACAAGUAAUCCUAAUGUGGGUGGAUUUGGUCAGGGAGACGCCGAAAUAGUACUUCAAGACCCACUGCGCGUACAAGGUCUUUUGUUCUUCUUUGCAUCUGUUAUUUUGGCACAAAUCUUUUUGGUUCUUAAAAAGAAACAGUUCGAGAAGGUUCAAUUGUCCGAAAUGAAUUUCUAGAUUCGUGGAUUUAUCAAUAUCAAACUUGUAACAAGAACAAAAUUAACAAUUAUUUGACAAUAUUGGACGAUCAAUAAAUAAAAAAAUUAUGAGAAGGUUCUUUUUGUUUGUUUAUACUUUUCUUCUACAUCUACCAGAAGUUUGGAAUUACUUGAUACUAGAUUAUUACUUUUAAUAUAUAGAAGAUUGCGAAGACGACUAUUCUACUUUUUCACCUUUUCCAAUCGAAAUUUGGAUAUUAUCAUAUGAUAUUUUGGGUAUUUCAAUAUCAUAAAGUGUAUCAAAAGUCUUCUAUUUGAGAAUCAAAUUCGGCUGGUUACUAGACUAAGCGGGGAAUAUAACGAAAAGAAAAAUGAGGGGAACAAAUGAUUCUAGAUAGGAUUCUUUGCCUUCCCGGUCUUCGACACACGACAAGGAAUUUUACAAUACUUGUCGUGUGUCGAAAGAAACGUUAAUGAGUCUUGAUUCCCUUUGUCUUAGUCGGAAUUUUUAGUCUUUCGCGAGAUUGAACUCUUUUUCUUAUUAUUACACGUAACACGUAUUAAGGAGUGGACAAACUGAAAAAGUGAGAGGGAAAUAUAUUGAACAAAUGGAACUUCUUGCAUUAAAAAUCUAGAUUCUAUUGUAUCAUUCAGUAAAUCAAAUGAUUUCUUUUUUCUAACAAUUUAGGAACGAUCAAUAAGUACUGUGGAGGAAUAUAUGUUCGAAAUGACUAAAUAAAUUUUCCAAAAAUAUUGAAAGGGGGCUCUUUUUUUCAUUUAUACGAAAAAUUUUGACUAAAAAGUUAUGAUAAUUAAAAAAAGAAUUUAAUGGGACCUCCCCCUUCUUUGUUUGUCUAAUUCGAGGGGAAAAGGAAGGUCCCGUUAAGUUCUUAUACUUUCAUAUCUAUGCCUCGGUUCAUGCAAUUACUACAGCGAUGAGCCUAAUCCAGAAUAUGAACCAUAAAAGAAAAUACCUAGUAAACCGAUCACAACAAUACCAGCUACAGUACCUAUUAUCCAAAGAGGAAUCCUUCCAGUAGUAUCGGCCAUUUACCCCACUUCCCU
Molecule: messenger RNA, 2731 nt
Organism: Amaranthus tricolor (Joseph's coat)
Lineage: Eukaryota; Viridiplantae; Streptophyta; Magnoliopsida; Caryophyllales; Amaranthaceae
Product: cytochrome f-like
Exons: 2
Coding region: 174-1685 (503 amino acids)
Biological process (GO): photosynthesis
Cellular component (GO): photosystem I; thylakoid membrane; thylakoid
Molecular function (GO): electron transfer activity; iron ion binding; heme binding
Source: RefSeq, a predicted model, not a curated record